Drosophila persimilis is the source of this 1657-nucleotide messenger RNA. RefSeq names its product DNA-binding protein D-ETS-3 (gene Ets65A). The transcript is spliced from 10 exons. Gene Ontology annotation, molecular function: DNA-binding transcription factor activity, RNA polymerase II-specific; sequence-specific DNA binding. Bases 46 to 1647 code for a protein of 533 amino acids. The record is from RefSeq and is a predicted model, not a curated record. NCBI's taxonomy places the organism in Eukaryota, Metazoa, Arthropoda, Insecta, Diptera, Drosophilidae. Gene Ontology annotation, cellular component: nucleus. Gene Ontology annotation, biological process: regulation of transcription by RNA polymerase II; cell differentiation.
GGCUUUAUGAUUUAUGAAUAUCUUUCCGUAGCUCUGUAGUUUGCUAUGAGAGUCAAGUGGAAUCCAUUGUUCAGCCAACAGCCAGCCAUUGAGGCUUCUCAGGCUUGCGCCAUGUACGAGAACUCGUGUUCGUAUCAGACGGCGCUGGACCUGAAGCGUGUAUCGCCACCGACACUCGCCCAGGUGAAGACCGAGGACUGCCUGACGCUGGGGCAGUGCUCGCCGGACUGGACCUCGUACCGCUUCCAUCAGUCCACCUUUGAGCAGCUGAAGCAGAGCGUGGAGAAGGCCAAGGCAGCGCUGCAGGAUCGCAGCAGUUUCUUCGGGGCCACCAGUGCUUUCAGCGACAUUUACUCCAGCCAGCGCCUGACAGACAGCCUCGACACCCUGCCCGUUCAGACCGGGAAUGGAGCUGGCAAUUGCCUGGGUUUGCCGCACAAUCACGGCCCUGGUGUCGGUGUGGGCGUCGGCGUUGGUGUGGGCGUGGGUGUAGGCGUGGCCGGAGUGCUCAACUACAAUGCGGUGACUAGCAGUACGGCCGGAGUGAACAGCAGUGUGCAGCGCCAUCGUCUGGAUACGUUGCAGCCACCCGCUGGGUGUUCGCCCGCCGGCACACAGCAUGGCGUCAUCACGUCCAGUGCUGGCCAGGUCACAUCCGGCACUUUGGAUGCGGUUAGUGCGGCACCGGCAUUGCCGUCGCUAACGGCGUCCAGCACAUCCCAUGUGGAGCACAAAGUCCGAGCAGAUAAAUCCUCGCUGGACUGCGCCACAACAUCCUCGCACUCCGCCGUGCCCUCGUCCUCGUCCGCCUCCAGCGACCAGCAUCAGCAGCAGCAGGGCAGGCACAGCGGAAGUAAGAGCAGCAGCAGCAGCGCCGGUGGUGCAGGAGGAGGAGGCGGUGUCGGUGUCGGUGUCGGUGGAACAACAGCAGGAGCAGGCAGCUCGGCACUGUAUUCCUCCUACAAAUCGUCGUGGGGUUCCCACAGUUCGACCCAAUCGCAAGGCUACAGUUCCAAUGCCUUGAGUAUCAAACAUGAUCCGCACUCGCAACUACGGCAACCUGAUCCAUAUCAAAUGUUCGGACCCACCAGCAGCAGGCUGGCCAGCUCAGGCUCCGGACAGAUACAAUUAUGGCAAUUCCUGCUCGAACUGCUGUCGGACUCGAACAACGCCAGCUGCAUCACCUGGGAGGGCACCAACGGGGAGUUCAAGCUCACAGAUCCCGAUGAGGUGGCCCGUCGCUGGGGCGAGCGCAAGUCCAAGCCGAACAUGAACUACGACAAACUGAGUCGCGCCUUGAGAUAUUAUUACGACAAGAACAUCAUGACCAAGGUGCACGGCAAGCGGUAUGCGUACAAAUUCGAUUUCCAAGGCCUGGCAGCUGCCACACAGCCUGCGGCCAGCGAUCCCACCUACAAGUAUCAGAGCGACUUGUUCAUGACACCAUAUCAUCACAGCGCCAAGCUCAGCUCGUUCAUGAGUCCCCACCAUGGCAUGACCUCGUCAUCGGCUUCCAUCUUCCCGUCGGCUGCCUCGUGGGGCAACUGGGGCAGUCCGGCCACGAAUCUAUAUCAGCCGCACUCGAUGAGCCAUGUGACGCCUUCUCAUGUGGCGCCGCAUCUGAGCAGCUAUCCCCACUACGCAUGACCAUCAUCGU